CAGGGAGAAAGAAUGGUCUCUUUCUCUACAGCUCUCUGACUCCACCUUCUGUACCUCUUCCAGGGUCAUUAUCAUCUUUGCUUUGUGCUUUGAUCCUGGCAGCUGCUUGGCCUUAUAACAUGGUGGCAGGUGUCCUCCUCCUGUACCACCCAUUGUUUUCAGCCCCCCUCCCCCCGCCAUUUUCAGCCCCGAGAAGCACAGAUUCGUUCUUGAUCUGUGUUCUGUAGUACUGAACAUGCUGACCUGUCUGUCCUUCUCUGAAAUGAUCUUUGUUGGUUGCCAGGAGACUGGCCUUAUUCCACUUGGUGCUCCUCCUGCCUGUUCGGCUGUAGCCACCUUAGCGUUUACUGCAGUUCUGUGUCUUGUUAUCCGCAUGCUGUAUUCCCUUGAUCUUUAGCACCUUUAACAGAUAAACCUUUGGGGGAAGUAUCAUUAAAUUUCCAUUGAAUUCAGAAAUGUAAGGACAUCUUAGAAUCUAGGAAACAAGAGUGACAGCUCAGUGGUCAUGGCCCUUCCAACUGCAUCCAGGCAGUGGGGACCUUGUUUCUUGUUCAUGGUAGUACAUCCCUUAGAGUAGAUGGCCAGUGAAUAUUGAUUGAAUGAAUUAAUUAAAUCUAAACAAAUCUCUGGUUUGUAUGUUGCAUCACCUUGAAACUACAACCACCACCCUCUAGUCCUUCACUGUAAACUUCUUAAAUGUGUGAUGUCUGCUGUCUUCUGUUCUAUCUGUGCAGCCAGUCAAGCUGCCCUGGGUGGGCAUGGGCAUGCAUGUGCAUAUCUGCACCCAUGUGCAUGGCAUGUUCAUGCGUGUGUGUGUCAGCAUGGCGUGGGAGUGUGUGUGCAUACACAUUUGCGUCUGCACGUGCUUCUCCUGCUUUGAUGUCUGGCCCUCCCGCGGACCUCUGGGUUUUUGGAUUGUCCCUCUGACCUGCCUUUUCAUGUCAUCCCUUUUGUUGUCCUUUCUCCGAAGGGAAGCUUCCCAGAGUGACAUCCUCAACCCUCUUCUUGGUCUAUGUUGCUUCUCUGGGCAGCCUCUCUCCUGUGAUUUUGGCAACUACCACCUCGCUGAUGUGUUCUGGCCUUCUGUUUCUGGGCCAGUCACAGUUGCAGAGCUGCCGCCUCAGACCUGUUGGACAGUCUGCCUGGAGGCUCCGUCCAUUCUCCUCUGCAGGCUUCUGCCUGAAUACUGGAACACGGGGGACCCUCCAGGGGAGAAGCCUCAUUCACCUUCAGUUCCCUCUUGUCUCUGCUCUCCACCUCUGCACGGUCAGCAGUGUGGUCAGUUCUGUGUCUUCACUGUUCUUGAGGGCUCCAGCCCUGUCAGCAGAGCCUCUUUCACACCUUUGUCCUCUGGCUUGGAGGACUGCCUUCUAUGCCUUGGGCAUAGGCACUGGGCCUGGCACAGCAGUCAGUCCCCUUUUUCAAAUAGGGACUGAGUUGUGGUGUGUGAAUCACUUGACCCUUGGUGGCUCCUUAUUGCCCCCAGGAUGGAGCCAGGCCCCAGAUGGCACCCAGGACUUCCUAUGCCUUGGCUCCAGCUGUCUCCUGAGGCUCCCCCGACUGACCCUGGCCAGGUUCCCUUCCCCACAGCCACCACCCCCUCCUCUACUGGGAACAGAACCAUGCCACCUCUGGCGACCUCAGCACGCUGCAUCACUGUCCCGGUCCACGUGCCACCUUGUGGGCCCAGGAGAGCCCUGGGGUCCCUGGGUAGCAGAGCGCCUGGCCGUAUCUCUGAGGCCCUAGUGCCGCAGAGUUGAGCUGAGGGUCUCGCACUCGCCCUCUGACUGACCCAGCCCUAGCAGGUGAGUGGAUCCAUGUCGCUCUGAUGGCCAGAGGGAGGCCACACACCUUAUGUGUAUUCUGGAAAGGGCAGCCUUGCACCGCGAGCUUGCUUACCUAAUAAACUGAGUUAGGGGAAUGCUGCGGUGAAGUUUAGCCUAGUUUUUUAAAAUCUUUUUUGAGUGUUAAGAUAAUACUGUUUUUGUGCUUCUGAAGUAGGAAUUACAGUGGACAAUUAAUAUAUUUAACUUUGGACUUAAAUUAUAAUUUAGGUGUUGAAGGAAAAGCAUAGAGCUAAUUUGUUUUGAAGCCUAGAAGGUUCUCUAAGGCAGUAGUAUUUUAAGUUCUUUACUACACUGUUAAUAGCACUUGGUUCUCAGUGCCAAUGAAGCAGAAGGUUUCUGUCAUUUUGUGACGAUGUUUUUAAAUCUCUUUGCAGGUGGAAGAAGAAAGGUGCCACUUUGGCAUGAAGACAGACUCGCUUAGUCGUCAGUCAUUUAAGCUGAGUGCAUUGUGAUUUCCAAUAAUUGAGGCAGUGGUUCUAAAAGCUGUCUACAUUAAUGAAAAGAGCAAUGUGGCCAGCUUGACUAAGCCGCCAGCGUGUGCAGCGCGGGCAGGACGGUACCCGGGUCUCAACGGACUUGUGCAUGUUAGCUGUAUAGAUUUAUGUAAGGUUUUUUAAAACUCUGGUCUUUUAAAAUAGUCUUAACCACUUUUACUAUGGAGACAUAUGAGAGUCCCUCUCCUCUCCCGCGUGAGCCCGCAGGAGAAGCAGUGAUGGAGAACCGAGCUUGCCCCCUCCAAGCGCUGCCCCGUGAACAGUCUCCACCACCUCCCCUGCAAACGUCCAGUGAUGCAGAGGUAAUGGACGUUGGCUCUGGUGGUGAUGGACAGGCCGAAUCCCCUGCUGAGGACCCGCUCAACUUCUACGGAGCUUCUCUUCUCUCCAAAGGAUCCUACUCUAAGGCCCGCCUCCUCAUAGACCCGAACUGUAGUGGCCACAGCCCGCGCACCGCCCGGCACGCACCUGCGGUCCGGAAGUUCUCCCCUGACCUUAAGUUGCUUAAGGAUGUAAAGAUUAGCGUGAGCUUUACCGAGAGCUGCAGGAGUAAGGACAGGAAGGUGCUGUACACAGGAGUGGAGCGCGACGCUCGCACAGAUUGCGGUCUGGCCCUUAGCCCUGUCAGUGGAGACGUGCAUGCUUGUCCUUUUGGCGGGAGUGUUGGGAACGGGGUAGGCGUAGGGGGUGAGAGUGCUGAUAAGAAGGAUGAGGAGAAUGAGCUGGAUCAGGAAAAGAGAGUGGAGUACGCAGUGCUCGAUGAGUUAGAAGAUUUUACUGACAAUUUGGAGCUAGAUGAAGAAGGAGCAGGCGGGUUCACGGCUAAAGCAAUCGUGCAGAGAGACAGAGUGGAUGAAGAGGCCUUGAACUUCUCCUAUGAGGAUGAUUUUGACAACGAUGUCGAUGCUCUGCUGGAAGAGGGCCUUUGUGCUCCCAAAAAGAGGCGAAUGGAAGAGAAAUACGGAGGAGACAGUGACCAUCCGUCUGAUGGAGAGACAAGUGUGCAGCCAAUGAUGACCAAGAUUAAAACCGUGCUAAAAAGUCGUGGCCGUCCUCCUACGGAACCGUUGCCUGAUGGAUGGAUCAUGACAUUCCACAACUCUGGAGUCCCCGUGUACCUACACAGAGAGUCUCGGGUGGUCACCUGGUCCAGGCCGUAUUUCCUGGGAACGGGAAGCAUACGGAAACAUGAUCCUCCUCUGAGUAGCAUUCCCUGUCUGCAUUAUAAGAAAAUGAAGGAUAAUGAGGAAAGAGAGCAAAGCAGUGAGCUUGCCCCCAGUGGGGAAAUGUCCCCUGUCAAGCCGCUGAGCCGAUCUACGGAGCUGGAGUUCCCCCUGGAAGAGCCUGACUCCAUGGGAGCUGACUCAGGGCCCCCUGAUGAGAAGGACCCACUGGGGGCUGAGGCUGCCCCUGGGGCCCUGGGGCAGGUGAAGGCAAAGGUCGAGGUGUGCAAGGAUGAAUCAGUUGAUCUGGAGGAAUUUCGGAGCUACUUGGAAAAGCGUUUUGACUUUGAGCAAGUCACUGUGAAGAAAUUCAGGACUUGGGCUGAGCGGCGGCAGUUUAACCGAGAAAUGAAACGGAAACAGGCGGAGUCUGAGAGGCCCAUCUUGCCAGCCAAUCAGAAACUCAUCACUCUGUCUGUGCAGGAUGCACCCACAAAGAAAGAGUUUGUCAUUAACCCCAACGGGAAGUCCGAGGUCUGCAUCCUGCACGAGUACAUGCAGCGAGUUCUCAAGGUCCGCCCUGUUUAUAAUUUCUUUGAAUGUGAGAACCCAAGUGAGCCUUUUGGUGCCUCGGUGACCAUUGAUGGUGUGACCUAUGGAUCCGGAACUGCAAGCAGCAAAAAACUUGCGAAGAAUAAAGCUGCCCGAGCUACGCUGGAGAUCCUUAUCCCUGACUUUGUCAAACAGACCUCUGAGGAAAAGCCCAAAGACAGUGAAGAGCUUGAGUAUUUUAACCACAUCAGUAUCGAGGACUCACGGGUCUACGAGCUGACCAGCAAGGCCGGACUGUUGUCUCCCUAUCAGAUCCUUCACGAGUGCCUUAAAAGAAACCAUGGAAUGGGUGAUACAUCCAUCAAGUUUGAAGUGGUUCCUGGUAAAAACCAGAAGAGUGAAUAUGUCAUGGCGUGCGGCAAACACACAGUGCGCGGCUGGUGUAAGAAUAAGAGAGUUGGAAAACAGUUAGCCUCUCAGAAAAUCCUUCAGCUGCUGCACCCACAUGUCAAGAAUUGGGGGUCUUUAUUGCGCAUGUAUGGUCGCGAAAGCAGCAAGAUGGUCAAACAGGAGACCUCGGACAAAAGUGUGAUUGAGCUGCAGCAAUAUGCCAAGAAGAACAAGCCAAACCUGCACAUCCUGAGCAAACUACAGGAGGAGAUGAAGAGGCUGGCUGAGGAGAGGGAGGAGACACGAAAGAAACCCAAGAUGUCUAUUGUGGCGUCUGCCCAGCCUGGUGGCGAGCCCCUGUGCACUGUGGACGUAUGAGGGAGGCAGCAGGGUCAGGCGCGGGGACUGCCAGCUCUGCUGCCAGGGAGACCUCACGCCACUCACUCUGCAGCUUCGGGCCUCCGAUCUGAGUUCCUCCCCUGCGGCCAGGCAUCUGCUGUCAGGGCCAGAGGGGUGGGGCUCUGGUGCAGGGGGACAGCAGGGCCACAAAGCUCUUCCUUGGGGGCCGCCCACAGGUCUGAGUGGGCGUGUUCAAGGAUGGACUCUGCUUGUCCACACAGGUGGAAGCCAAGAGCUUGACAAUAACUGUGGAUAACCUCUGCUUAUGUGGACUUGCUGCAGACUGGUUUGAUGAAGGUUUUCAUGUGUGUCAGUACAUAACAUGCACUGACAAAUGUCAGAUAAAAUGAGAAAGUGGUGGCAAAGUUCUGUGGUACCCUGUGCCCAGGGUUCCCGCAGACCACUGCAGGGACCUGGUCAGAAGGCGCACGCUGGGACCCCCAUCCCCUUCCCUGCCUCUUGUGUUUUCCCUUUUUCUCUGAAAAGGUUAUAACAGGAAGGAGUAUUUCAGACCUUUUUGGUUUAAAAUAAACACAAUUUUAGAAUCAGAACUAUUUUUCAGAGAUUGUAGGCAAACCCUCAAGGUGAUUAUUUACCAUCCUUGAAAUGCAUUGCCAGUGUAUGCCUGGCUUGUUGCCCUGGUCCUGGGUUGGCGUGCGGUCCAUUUUUCUGAGUAAGUCUUAAUGUCCUAAAAACACGCCUUCUUAAGACACUGAGGCCCCUCACCUUCACUGGCCUCUGGCAACUUUUUACUAAUGAUUUUUGCACAGUCAAGUCCAUCUGUCCACCCAUCAAUUUUUAAAGCUUUUAUGAAAUUUUAGCAUUUGGAAAGAAACUUUUACAGUGAGAGUAGAAGGUAGAUUUGGAGUCAUGUAGCAGAUAUAAACAAGUUAAUGCAUUUUAGCAUGGGGAUUUUAAAAGAGGAAAUAAGGACCCUCAGUGCAAUCCAUCCGUGAUCACAAAGUGGCACUCUUCUCCAGACCUGGCAUAAACACAUGGAUGGUGGCUGUCUUCCCUGUGACAAUGGCUUCACUGGAUUUCAAGGGCAGUUGCCCUAUGCAGCCAGACCUGGUGGCCAGCUUGUUACUUUGACCAGCAGCCUGUGUUUUCCAAGUGGCUCCUGUGGACCAGUGCAGGGAUAAGUGUGUUCCUGCCCUGAACCCCAGAGGAUGUGGGUGUGCUUAGGGCCCUUGGUUGUCCCCAUGUGCAAGGUACAGGUAGUCAUCAGUUCCCUAUCACCAGGGCCUGCUCAGGGUGCUGUGUGCUCCUGGUGCACUGUCAGCUGCAGGAGCCCAGUGCUGGGUUGCAUUGUCACAUUCCACGGGUGUGCCUGUUCUCCAUCAUGUCCCCCGUGGUUGGUGUUGAUGGCAUUUGUUUUCAGGAAGACAAUGUUGGGUCUUGUGUGCCACCCACAGUGUAUCCCUCCCUUGCCACCUAUGCGACUGAGGUUGGCUUCUGUGUUGACGUUUAUAAACAAAACCCUUAAAUCAAGUUGCUGUAAUUAGA
Panthera uncia (snow leopard) is the source of this 6351-nucleotide messenger RNA. RefSeq names its product DGCR8 microprocessor complex subunit (gene DGCR8). Gene Ontology annotation, biological process: primary miRNA processing. The coding region runs from base 2503 to 4824 and encodes 773 amino acids. Gene Ontology annotation, cellular component: microprocessor complex. The transcript has 13 exons. Lineage: Eukaryota; Metazoa; Chordata; Mammalia; Carnivora; Felidae. The record is from RefSeq and is a predicted model, not a curated record. Gene Ontology annotation, molecular function: heme binding; double-stranded RNA binding; identical protein binding.